AUGGACAAAGGCAAGAACGUCCAGACGGAGCUCACUAAGGAGGAAUUGCGAAGAAAGAUCGAGCGAGUCACUCGAGAGAUUCAGAAGGUUAAAGAGGAAGGGCUCAAAGUAGACAUGACCACGGCGAUCUACAAAGCUGCGGUCACGACCUUGGAUGAAGAUCUGGCGUCGCAGAUAAAGAGAAAGAAGGAGGUUGAGAUGGAAACCGAAAGCCUAAGGAAAAGGUUGAACUUGCUUCGUUUGGAGAUACACGAAGGAAAGGCGAGAGAGGCGAAGAUAGAUAUCGAGACUGCUGUGUUGUUGGCCAGAAGCGCGGCGCUCGACGAGGAAUCGGCGACCCAUAGCAACCUAAAGGGCGGAAAAUACCUCGCCCUAUUGCUGAAUACUUCCAAUAAACUUGAAAGUCAAAAGCUAGAAAGGCUAGAAGAAAAUAACAUCAUGUUGAUGGGUUCACAAAAAGUUGGUAAUAGGUUGGAGAAGUAUGUGGGUGAUCAUGGAUCAACCUGUAAUUCUACAGCUAUUACACAAGCUAAUCAUGGUUCUAGUCCCCUUAUUCCAACAGGUUUUAUGAUAUGGAGUUCAACAAAUGUGGUACUAAAUGUAGCUGGUGAAGAUGCACAUAUUUGUGUGUGUUGUCUUAAGAAGCCAGGGCUAUUUACCACCAUUUGUUAUGUUUUGGAGAAACAUAAGAUUGACAUUGUGUCUGUUCGAAUUUCAUCUGACCAAUUCAGAAGCAUGUUCAUGAUCCAAGCUCACGCUAAAGAUGGAAGUGGGGUUGCUCAAUUCUCCGAAGCAUUCACCGUGGAAGACAUGUACAAGCAAGCUGCAAAUGAGAUAAUGUUGAUGACAACCCCUAGAUGA
Messenger RNA from Solanum pennellii, 861 nucleotides. RefSeq lists its product as uncharacterized. Gene Ontology annotation, molecular function: DNA-binding transcription factor activity. The coding region runs from base 1 to 861 and encodes 286 amino acids. The transcript is spliced from 3 exons. The record is from RefSeq and is a predicted model, not a curated record. Gene Ontology annotation, biological process: regulation of DNA-templated transcription; endosperm development. NCBI's taxonomy places the organism in Eukaryota, Viridiplantae, Streptophyta, Magnoliopsida, Solanales, Solanaceae.